CAUCUUAAUUCGUGGCGGGGCUGGGCGUCAGAAAAGUGCGUGAUAAUGCAUUGGUGAUCGUUAAGCAUGUCAAUGGAUCCUGGAUCAAUAAUCACCCAGGUCAGCAGAGAAGAGGACCGUCUACAUGUUCAACCAGAUAAUGGUCAGCCGCCGGACGCCCGGGUGAGCAAGCCGCGCAGCCUGCUGCGCUCGCUGCUGUGCUGCCUGGGCCGCGGCCAUGGCUCCCGCUCGCCGUCGCCGACGCCCGUGCCGGAGGAGAACGGCCACCUGGCGGCCAGCGGGCCGCCGGCGCAGGGCUUCCUGCUGCCGCCCGUCCGCCACCAGGACAUGGGCAAGGUCUGCCUGGUGGUGGACCUCGACGAGACGCUCGUCCACAGCUCGUUCAAGCCCAUAAACAACGCCGACUUCAUCGUGCCGGUGGAGAUCGACGGCACCGUCCACCAGGUGUACGUGCUGAAGCGGCCGCACGUAGACGACUUCCUGCAGAAGGUGGGCGACAUGUUCGAGUGUGUCCUCUUCACCGCCAGCCUAGCCAAGUACGCUGACCCGGUGGCCGACCUGCUGGACAAGUGGGGCGUGUUCCGGGCGCGGCUGUUCCGCGAGUCGUGCGUGUUCUACCGCGGCAACUACGUCAAGGACCUGGAGCGGCUGGGCCGCGACCUGCGCCGGGUGGUCAUCGUCGACAACUCGCCCGCCUCCUACAUCUUCCACCCGGAGAACGCGGUGGCGUGCAAGUCGUGGUUCGACGACAUGAGCGACACGGAGCUGCUGGACCGGCUGCCGCUACUCGAGGCGCUCAGCCGGGUGGACGACGUGUACACGGUGCUGGGCCGGGAGGAACCGGGCGCGCCGCCCACUGACGCGCCGCCGCCGCCCGGUCAGCCCUCCUAGUCGGUCGCCGCCGCCGCCACCGC
Messenger RNA from Pollicipes pollicipes, 914 nucleotides. RefSeq names its product carboxy-terminal domain RNA polymerase II polypeptide A small phosphatase 1. The coding region runs from base 67 to 891 and encodes 274 amino acids. Lineage: Eukaryota; Metazoa; Arthropoda; Thecostraca; Pollicipedomorpha; Pollicipedidae. Gene Ontology annotation, molecular function: RNA polymerase II CTD heptapeptide repeat phosphatase activity. The transcript is spliced from 5 exons. The record is from RefSeq and is a predicted model, not a curated record.